AUGUCGUUCCACUCUCGAGUCCUGCUGCUUUUCAGCAUCCUUGAGCUUUUGACCUGUUUCGCAAGCGCAACACUCUUCUCGCCGUUGCUGUCCGUGCUCGACUGGUCGCAACAGGUUCCCUCCAACCAAACAUUCCACGACCUGCCAAAACGGGCCAUUGAUCCAACGUCGUGCCCAACUGGCUACAAGAACUGUGCAAACCUCGGUGCUCCAGGUCUCUGCUGCGCAAAUUCAGCCGUUUGUGCUCCUGAUCAGGCUGGUCAUGUUGCCUGCUGCCCAAGCGGUGCCGCUUGCACUGGUGCCAUCUCGUCCAUCAUCACCAGCGGUGUCAUUGCUUCGGGCGGCUCUCUACGCUCGACUGCCACUGCUUCCCCACCCUUGACCGUAUCUGCUUCAUCAGCUACAUCUAUCGCUACAUCGGGAGGUGGGCUCAUUAUCGCAAGCGGCCACGGCACCACAUCUUCUGCAAUUACCACUACCGCUUCUUCUGCUGCUACUGCUACUACUACUACUGGUGAUGGCUUCAUCCUUGUCGGAAGUAGCACUGCCGCUACUAUAGGUAGCAGCGCUGUGAGAAAUGCUCAGCUGCCCUAUAUCGCACACCUCAUAAUCGGACUCCUCGAGCUUUUGGCAUUCUAA
This is a messenger RNA of Aureobasidium subglaciale EXF-2481, 639 nucleotides long. RefSeq lists its product as uncharacterized. The record is from RefSeq and is a predicted model, not a curated record. The transcript has 2 exons. Lineage: Eukaryota; Fungi; Ascomycota; Dothideomycetes; Dothideales; Saccotheciaceae. Bases 1 to 639 code for a protein of 212 amino acids.